Molecule: messenger RNA, 2120 nt
Organism: Salvia hispanica
Lineage: Eukaryota; Viridiplantae; Streptophyta; Magnoliopsida; Lamiales; Lamiaceae
Source: RefSeq, a predicted model, not a curated record
GUAAAAAAGAAAACACACACACACACAUAAGAAUGAGUGAGAAAGUAGAAAAUGAGAUAGAAGAGAGGGAGGAGAGAGGGAUGGUUGAUCAUUGGAUCCACCAGCAUCCACUUACUCUGGUGGAAGCUCAGAGAGGAGAAUACUGUUAUGGGUGUCUAACGCCUUGUAGAAGAGGAGAUAAAUGUUAUGGGUGUAGCCAUAAAUGUGGGUAUGGAAAACUACUACAUGAAGACUGUGCAGAGGCGCCGAGGAAGAUCAGGCACGCGAUGCAUCCUCAACAUACACUCACUCAACAACUCAACACUUGGGCCAUCGAUGAGCGCUGUCCAAUCUGCCAAUUGUAUGCCUGGGGAAUUGUCUACAGAUGUACGAGCACAGAAUGUGCAUUCCAGAUACAUAUCAGAUGCGCGCAGGGCAGCGACAUGAUGUAUGCAGUAGCCGAAGGUGACAAGCGAACCAUACACCAUCCGAGUCACCCUCAUCAUCAACUCUUGUUCCUGAGGAGAAGUUGUUCCUUCAAGUGCGAUGCUUGCGGCACCAUAGGAGCCAAGGGGAGUUCCUACACAUGCACCAAUGAUGAUUGUGAGUAUUGGAUCCACGAGAGAUGUGCUUCCUUGCCUCAGAAUAUCCAAAGGGAAGAUCACAAUCACUCCCUCUCUCUCUCUUUCCAUGUCCCUCCUCAAUAUCUCAUAUACAACUACCGUUGUGAAGUGUGCAGUAAAAGAUUAAUAUCCAAAUAUUGGAUAUAUCAUUGUGCGCUUUGCAGCUAUGCUGUCCAUCUCACUUGCGCCUUCACCAAAUUGCCUCACACUACUAGAGAGAAAGGGAUUAUGGUGUUUCCAAUAAGUGAUGUGGAUGUGGGUGAGGACCUAAUUGGAGCUUUUCUAAGGAGACAAGGAGUUGAUGCAUAUACACAUUCACUCAUCCUUGAUCAUCAAGAUGAUGUUGAUUAUGAGUUCCACCAUCACAAACUCAUACUAGUCUCCUCGUCGUCAUCAUCAUCAUUUCAAGAAGAAGUUUUAGAAGAAGAAAAUGGUGAUGACGAUGAUGACGAGGAAGACUACUCUUGUAGAAAAUCGGAGUUAAUAUGCAAUGGGUGCAUUACUCCAAUACCUGUGAAACAAGCAUCAUCAUCCAUGUCUUCUUCUUCUUCUUGUUCAAGUAGUAGUAGUACUAAAGAUUACUACCACUACAUGAGAUGUAGCAUAAGAUCAUGCAAAUACUAUCUCCACUUGGCGUGCUUUCGCUCGCCAACUCAACUCUCCUCUCUCCCUCUCCUCCACAGACAUGAUCACAGCCUUGUCCUUCGAUCAGGCGACACACAUAAACCAUGGGAGAUGACAGAGUGCAGCGUCUGCUUCAUGCAUACGAAUGGUUUAUACUAUGCUUGUACAAAAUGCAAUAGCUUCAAAGUAGAUAUAAAGUGCGCUUCAAUGCCGGACACCAUAUAUCACGCAGCUCACCCUCCACACCCACUCAACCUUCUCUCCAGAGAAGAAAGUUUUAGACGAGAUGGCGAUACAUGUGAUGCCUGUAGCCAUACCUUGUAUGAUGGUAAACAUAGGUAUGCAUGCGACACCUGUGAUUUCACCGUGCACUUUAAAUGCGCGGUGCUGCCAGCAGUAGAUGGGACAAGCACCACCCGCUGCUUCUCACGCACAACGCCACUCUUAACCGUCCCGGUGAUUUCUACUGCAACCAUUGCGAGAAAAAAAUGCACCCAAAGAGCUGGAUGUACCACUGCCGCGAUUGCGAUAUAUCCUUCCAUCCGGACUGCCUUGAAACAACAUCCGGAUGCUAUAGAAACAUCAAGUUUGGUCAGAAAUUUCUCAUCCCCAGAGCUCACUGCCACACACUCACCUAUCAAAUUCUCACUACAAAACUCCGCUGCGACGUUUGUGGUAGGGAUAAGCAUGGAUCAUCUGGAUUUUACUGUGCAUCAUGCAACUUCUUCCUUUGUUUCCAAUUCUGCGAUGAAAAUAUGAUCAAAGAUGGCAACAUUGAGGUCGUGGAUUGAAAAAAAAGAGCUCAAUGUUUAGUAGAGUUAUGUUUUUCAUACUGCAUUAUUAAUUUGUGUGUUUAAUUUGUUGUUUUUAAUUUAAUGAAGAGAGUAGCUUGCC